AUGGCGGUGAAUUCUAGUUCGGUGUCGCGGAGUAUUUUCGAGGCUCAAAGUGUGAUCCGUAAAGGAGCUAGGAAGCGGAUUGGUAACAAUUGUGGUACAAAUGUUCGGAAGGAACCGUGGCUGGUGGAUCCUACCACUAAGUUUGUUAGUAUGCCUAUUCCAAAUGGUUUGGUUGAUACCACUGUUAAUCAACUUAUGGAAGUUGGGGCCAAAGUCUGGGAUGAAGGGCUAAUAAGGGACAUUUUCCCUAGCAAUGUGGUGACUAGUAUUUUUAAUGUUCCUCUUAGUAGGAGAAAUGUUUGUGAUUCCUGGGUUUGGAAACAUGAAGCUAGGGGAAUUUGGAAAGUUCAAGCACCUCUUCACGCCAAAUUUUUUUGGCGUUCUUGCUCUGGUUUUCUUCCAACUGUGGACACGUUAGCCACGAAGAAGGUAUUCAUCAAUUCUACGUUCCCUGUGUGUGGGUAUGGUGAUGAGUCAGUUUUGUAUUUAUGUGUGCAGUGUAAGUUUGCUAAGGAAUGUUGGCGUAAGUGUAGAAGUUGGCUGUCUUCGUUGAGUGUGGAGGAUGUUGCUCUAGUGGCUAUGACUUGUUGGUUUUUGUGGAUUAACAAAAACAACGUGGUUUGGGCAAAGAAGAAGAGUAUGCCGAGUUCAGUUGUUUGUGAUGCAAGAUAUAGUGUGGCAGCGUGGACAGCUGCAAAUUCUCAGCAAUUAAAGUUGCGGUUAGCCGAUGUUGGCAGAGAUGAUUGGGCAGUUGUGUGGAAAGCUCUGAGUGUGGGUUGGUGGAAGGUGAACGUCGAUGUGGCGGUCUUUCCGGAGCAGAAUAGGAUAGAAAUUGUCAGUUUAAGGGAAGCGUUAAGCUGGCUUAAAGGGCGUUCAAACGUAAGUGUUGAGCCGGAUUUGAUGGAGGUUAUCUUGGAAGUGAGAAAUCCUGAGUUGUCCAAACAGGAUGUGUUUAUUGAAAACUAUACCGAUCUGGCGAAACAGUUAGUUAAUUUUCCUUUAUUUUUGUAA
This is a messenger RNA of Mercurialis annua (annual mercury), 1011 nucleotides long. RefSeq lists its product as uncharacterized. The record is from RefSeq and is a predicted model, not a curated record. The transcript has 5 exons. Bases 1 to 1011 code for a protein of 336 amino acids. NCBI's taxonomy places the organism in Eukaryota, Viridiplantae, Streptophyta, Magnoliopsida, Malpighiales, Euphorbiaceae.